Molecule: messenger RNA, 2125 nt
Organism: Linum tenue
Lineage: Eukaryota; Viridiplantae; Streptophyta; Magnoliopsida; Malpighiales; Linaceae
Source: the annotation of a GenBank genome assembly
CUGAACCCCAUUCCCCAAUCCUCUCCCACAUUCCUCAAGCUCCAAUACCCUUCUCUCUAUCUUCAUCACAGACUGAUCUUCCCAACUGAAGAGCUCACAGCUUGUGAACUCGAAACAACAAUGGAGCUACUGAAACAACCUCAUCAUUGCUUCCUCGUUUUCUUGUUUGGCCUUGUGCUGCUGUUCCCCGCUGCAUUGUCGUGGAAAGAUGCCGUGACUCACGUCCAUCAGUUCGUUAUUCAAGAAGCGUCAGUGAAGAGGCUGUGCAAGACCCAACAUGUGAUGACAGUGAACGGGAUGUACCCCGGGCCAACCUUGGAGAUCAAGAAUGGUGACACCCUCUCGGUCAAAGUCAUUAACAAGGGAAAAUACAACAUCACCAUCCAUUGGCAUGGAGUGAGGCAAAUGAGGACCGGGUGGGCCGAUGGGCCAGAAUUCGUGACCCAGUGUCCGAUCCGACCAGGAGGCAGCUACACGUACCGGUUCACGGUUCGUGGUCAGGAAGGAACCCUCUGGUGGCACGCCCAUAGCACAUGGCUCCGCGCCACCGUCUACGGUGCUCUUCUCAUCCAGCCCAGAGAGGGCACCAAUUUCCCCUUCGCUAAACCAAACCGUCAAUCCACUCUCCUUCUCGGGGAAUGGUGGAAUGCAAACCCGGUCGAUGUGGUUAGGGAAGCGACCCGAACCGGUGCGGCCCCAAAUAUUUCGGAUGCUUACACCAUUAAUGGCCAGCCGGGAGAUCUCUACAACUGCUCUAAGCAAGACACCGUCGUGGUCCCAAUCAGCUCCGGCGAGACCAACCUCCUCCGAGUGGUCAACUCCGCCAUGAACCAGCCGCUCUUCUUCACCAUCGCCAACCACAAAUUCACCGUCGUCGGAGCAGACGCAUCCUACGUCAAACCAUUCACCACCUCCGUCCUAAUGCUCGGUCCCGGCCAGACCACCGACGUCCUCAUCUCCGGCGACCAGACCCCGGGCCGCUACUACAUGGCCGCACGUGCCUACCAGAGCGCCCAAAACGCACCGUUCGACAACACCACCACCACCGCCAUCCUCGAGUACAGCAAGUCCUCCUCCGCCGCCAAACCGAUCAUGCCACGUCUCCCGGCCUUCAACGACACCCCGACGGUCACCGCCUUCAGCACCAGCUUCCGGAGCCGGGAGAAGGCCCUGGUCCCGGCCCAGGUCGAUGAAAACCUGUUCUUCACAGUGGGCCUGGGCCUGAACAGCUGCCCGCCCAACUUCAACAAGACCCAGCAAUGCCAAGGGCCCAACGGGACCAGAUUCACCGCCAGCAUGAACAACGUCUCGUUCUCUCUCCCGUCCAACUUCUCCCUCCUCCAGGCCCAUAAGCAGGGGAUCCGCGGCGUCUUCACCACCGACUUCCCCGCCGCGCCGCCGCGGGUGUUCGAUUACACCGGGAACGUCAGCCGGUCGCUCUUCCAGCCGGCGACGGGGACCAAGCUGUACAGGUUGAAGUACGGGUCGAGGGUUCAGGUUGUGCUUCAGGGUACCAGCAUCGUGACACCGGAGAAUCACCCGAUUCAUCUCCAUGGGUACGAUUUCUACAUCAUCGCUGAAGGGUUUGGGAAUUUCAAUCCCAAGACCGAUUCUUCGAAGUUCAAUCUCGUGGAUCCGCCUCUGAGGAACACUGCUGCUGUGCCUGUUGGUGGGUGGGCGGUUAUCAGAUUCGUCGCGGAUAAUCCAGGUGUGUGGCUGAUGCACUGUCAUUUGGAUGUUCAUAUCACGUGGGGGCUGGCCAUGGCGUUUUUGGUGGAGGAUGGAGUUGGGAAAUUGGAAGCCAUAGAGCCGCCUCCAGAGGAUCUUCCAAUCUGUUCAUGAAUGAGUAAUUGAGGAAGAACAAGAAGAAGAAGAAGAAGAAGAAAGAAGAAGGGAUGGACUGUUUUUACACAUCCAUGGGAGUAGUGUGUAUUUGGCCCUGCAUUUGGGGAAAUUAUGUAUUUGGGUAUUUCUUUAUAGUUUUGAGUCAGUCGGGUUUUGGUACAAUCAAUUGAUUAUCUCAGUGUAAGUUUUCUUUGUUGUUGUUGUUGUUGUUGUUGAAGUGAAAUGGAUCAAGUAACUCUGUAGUUCAACAUCAGUCUUGCAAUGGCAUGGGCAAAGAGUG